UCCCUGUAGUUGACAUGAGAGAAGAAUCCUGCAGUGCUCCGGCUGCUCGUCGCAUCUCUCCUCUCCUCUCCUCUCGUGUCCUCACAGACCCUUUUUUACAAUUUUCCAGUUGAAAUAGUCUCUCCCCGUCGAUGCACAUCAUUAACGCCAAACCCACAGCUUCUCUAUCGAGCAUCAGUUUGUCUUUAUCUGUGAACCGGAAGACCUUAGAGGAGGAAUCUCAGGUGACAUCUGAGCACACCUGACUGCCUCUCCAUUGAAUGAGGUUAAACACACAUAUAGCAUCUGUUUUCAUGCUAUAACCACUAAAGCUACACAUUCAGACGGGAAACAACUGGACACACAUUCACAUAAAUCUGCAGGCUAACGGUGACGAGCUGGCGCAGGUCGUGGGUUGUCCGUGGAUAAUGCGAGACAGUGGCGGUAGCCUGGCCCAGAACCGCUGGCAGGGAGACCUCGGUCUGACCGCUGUGGGGCAAGACGACACAGGAGGAGGUGGGAUUCCUGGAGACCACCUCAUAGUCCCAGCGUCGGGCCACAGUGUACCCAGCCCCAUGCACCUCAGGCUGGGGCAGAAAGAGAAGGUGUGGACGGGCGAGUAUGUUGAAGAAGAGGAGGACGUGGAGGAUGAGGAGGAUGGGAUGGGUAGGAUGAAGGCUAUAGGUGAUGAGGAAGAAGAAAACAAUCUGGAUGGGGAAGACGAGGUAGAGUUUGAGGGCAAGGGUUGGGAUAACAACGAGGAGGAGGAGGAAGAAGAAGAAGAAGACGACGAGGAGGAUGAGGAGGAAGAAGAUGGAGACGAGGCGGAGGUGGAGUGGGAGAUCCCAGACUUUCCCUCCCAGUCCACGCAGCACCCUCAUUCACAACAACACCAACAUCACGGACCACAGCAGCAGGCAAAUGAAGGCGGUGACGUCCCCGUAGAGGAUGGUGUGUCCCAGGCCGAAGCAGGGGACUUGUUCAGGUCCCACUUCAGCAGGUUCAGGGCUCAGAGGAGGCUCUGGCGCUGGCAGCGUCUGCGAUCCCACAGAGGCCUUGGAUUCCGGCUCACCAAGCACUGGAAGAGCUGGCGCCAGCGGGCGCAGUGGGUGUGCUCCCAAGGGUACCGGUACAGCCGCAGAGGGCAAAGGCACGAUCUGAACGGCAAGCAGAAGAGGAUAAAAAGGUACCAGCGAUCACCAUACGUCGAUGGAGAGGAUGACAGCAACGAUGAGAGGUUCACACAGUCUGAGAGAGAUAAACUGAUAAACGGCUGCUCUCCAGACAAGCAGGAGGACCGAGGGAGGCGGGAAGUGGAGCUGAAACCAGUGGAGCUGGCCCUUACUGAGGAACACAUGAGCUGUGUGACAGGCAUUCUUGAGGAGUCUCUACAGCAGUACGGCAGUUUGAUUCCCAUCCACGUGGACGACAUCGUGGAGAAGCUUCAGGACAUCUUCAGUGAGAGCUUCUCACAGCCACACAGGAAAGCAGUGGUCCAACACCUAAUACAAUCCUUCCAGCGUUCGUCGGGAUCGGCCCUGGCCAAAACAUUCAGAGUCAACUACAAACGCCACGUCCUGACCAUGGAUGACCUGGGCACUCUGUACGGACAGAACUGGCUCAACGACCAGAUCAUGAACAUGUAUGGUGACCUGGUCAUGGACUCUGUGCCAGAGAAGGUUCACUUUUUCAACAGCUUCUUUUAUGAUAAGCUAAGGACAAAAGGCUAUGAUGGAGUCAAACGGUGGACGAAAAAUGUUGACAUCUUUCAGAAGGAUCUGCUGUUGAUCCCCAUCCACCUGGAGGUCCACUGGUCACUGGUCAGCGUUGACAUUCCUCGUCGAGCCAUCACUUACUUUGACUCUCAGAGGACUCUCAACAGACGCUGCCCAAAGCACAUUUUUAAGUAUCUGCAAGCGGAGGCCAUCAAAAAAGACCAACAAGACUUUUUGACGGGAUGGAAAGGCUUUUUCAAAAUGAAUGUGGGUCGUCAAAACAACGACAGCGACUGCGGGGCUUUUGUGCUACAGUACUGCAAGUGUCUGGCGCUAGGGCAGCCAUUCAUCUUUGGCCAACAGGAUAUGCCCCGGCUGAGGAGGCAAAUGUACAAAGAACUCUGUCACUGCAAGCUCACCCUGUGACCCCCCCCCAAGCCCACCAUCUCCACCUGCUCCCACCUUUAACCCUAACAAGAUGGAGGGACACUGAUACGACAAGAAGAGGCCAAGGGGAGCAAACGACUGACUGGAGAAAAAAAAAAAAAAAGAGAAACUUUUCAAAAACUUUUUCUGCCAACAUCCAGAGAAAUGACUUCUUCUAUCGUAGGUGAUGUCAUUGUUUCACUUUUUGUCUCUCUUUGCUUCCCCUCUCUCUCUCUCUUUCUCUCUCCACCCUUUUUGAAAAUUUAAUUUCCAUGUCACGGUUAUUCCUUUGUGGUUGACAGAGGCCAAGACUAGCUUCCGUUUUUGGGAAUGUGCUAAUCUUCCAUCCUAUCGUAGUCCACCUUUUUUUUUUUUUUUUUUUUUUUUUUUCAGUCUGAAUGGGAGCAUGAAGAUAUCUUACAGAUGAAGGGUCGGACCACAGUUAGUCCAACCUCACUACUAUUUUUCACGUUAGAUGCCUGAACAGUAAGUGCAGAGGCAGCGUGGGUGGACGGCAGAAUGAUCUGAACCAGUCUGUGUAAGCUUGUGGUUAAAUAGUACUAGUGGAUGUACAUGCCUUCCAUCCAUCCAGUCCAUUCAAAGGUUGAAACUCUCUCAGCAAGAACAUGAACUACACACUUCCCCCAUGCUACAGUCGACAGUUCUUUCUCUCUAGUCAGCACAUAAUGUUUGCCACUGUGGUGCGACGUGACAUUUCCAAUGUAUAUUUGUUCAACAGUUUCCUACAAGACGUGUAGAUGAAUCUAAAGUGACAGUGGAACUUAAUGUGCUGCCAUAUUGACGUCAGAAAACGCUUCCAGAGUGUGAAGAGCCAUUCUAGUGCUUGUUUUUUUUGUUUUUGUUUAGGGAAAUCAGAAUCCAUGAAACACACCACACAUUGACCCCUCUGCCUCCCAUCACUUGCCCCCUCCCCCCCAAAUAGUACACCUUCACGUGGGAGACUGGAUCCGUGCAUCACCGCCCAAAAACAAGCCAGAACAUGACACAUUGGCCCAAAGAAAAGGGGGUUAUCUUUACAUCGCAUUUAUCUUUUUUCUGUGUUUUAUCUCGUCAGUAAAUGUGUUGAUAUGCUUAUUGCUUUAAAACAAACGGUGUUAAAAAGGAGGACUAACUAAUAACGUGUUAUUUUUUCGAAGUACAAAAAGAGAUCCUCUGGUUAGUAUUUCUUUGAAAGAUUGAGAGCCAUUUUUUGGUGAGGACCACAACAGCUACAGAUCCAGUACGUUCACAGUGGAGUUACAGCACCCUCCUCUUCUUUUUAUAACGAAAGACAAAUUUGUUGAUAGCUGUGUGUUUGUUUUUUUUUCGUUUUUUUUUCCAAACAGGACUUGAUGCAACAGAGUUGACAGUUUUAUAUAUCUUCUACAAUGCAUUAUGGUUGCUGAAAAUAAAAAAUAUGCGGCAAACAA
Sebastes umbrosus (honeycomb rockfish) is the source of this 3550-nucleotide messenger RNA. It is a transcript of the gene senp3b, whose product is annotated as SUMO specific peptidase 3b. The transcript has 12 exons. Gene Ontology annotation, cellular component: nucleus. The record is from RefSeq and is a predicted model, not a curated record. Gene Ontology annotation, molecular function: deSUMOylase activity. NCBI's taxonomy places the organism in Eukaryota, Metazoa, Chordata, Actinopteri, Perciformes, Sebastidae. Gene Ontology annotation, biological process: protein desumoylation. The coding region runs from base 408 to 2120 and encodes 570 amino acids.